This is a messenger RNA of Caenorhabditis elegans, 736 nucleotides long. It is a transcript of the gene R53.5, whose product is annotated as Peroxiredoxin-like 2A. The record is from RefSeq and is marked reviewed. Gene Ontology annotation, biological process: cellular oxidant detoxification. The transcript is spliced from 4 exons. Gene Ontology annotation, cellular component: cytoplasm. NCBI's taxonomy places the organism in Eukaryota, Metazoa, Nematoda, Chromadorea, Rhabditida, Rhabditidae. The coding region runs from base 4 to 663 and encodes 219 amino acids.
AAAAUGGCAUUUCUCGGUUAUGGAGCUGCCGCUGCUCUCGGCGGAGCUCUCGUUUACGCGAAUCUUCCCACUUAUUUGACAAUCGGAGCUGUUGCUCCAACCUUUGCUCAUUUGGCGGCCGCAAAACUUGUCCCAAUUCGUGGUGGACCGAAGGAAAAAGAAGUUGUGGAGAGAAAUGAGCAGUUUACGGCCGACUCGUUGUUCAAGAAAGGUCCGAUCAUGGUGAUGGCUGUACGUCGUCCGGGAUGUAUGCUGUGCCGUCGUGAAGCUGCUGAAUUGCACACACUGCUCCCGUUGCUCAAGGAAAAAGGAAUCGAACUGGCCGCCGUUGUGCACGAGACUCGUGGAGCAAAUGAGUUCAAGUCUUGGUUCUCCGGCGGUGAUGUCUAUUUGGACACUGAUCGCACUUUCUACGGUCCAAACGAACGCUGGCUGCCAGUUUGGAUGGGAUUUCUUCGUUUCGGAACUUACUCGAAUGUUUACAAAGCAAAGAAAGCCAAGGUCGAGGGAAACAUGGAAGGAGAGGGAAGACUUUUGGGAGGUGUUUAUUUGAUUGCUAACAACGACAUCGUGUUCACUCAUUUGGAGAAGGAGUGGGGAGAUGCUGCCGAUAUCAAGGAAGUUCGUGCUGCCGUCGAGAAAUUCUCGGAGAAGUCGAAAUAAUUUUUUAACUUAUGUGUUUUCUUAAUUAAUUAAACGAGGCUACUUUUUUUGUAAAAUAAACUGACAAGAAGCU